Cebus imitator (Panamanian white-faced capuchin) is the source of this 2692-nucleotide messenger RNA. It is a transcript of the gene NOM1, whose product is annotated as nucleolar protein with MIF4G domain 1. Lineage: Eukaryota; Metazoa; Chordata; Mammalia; Primates; Cebidae. Gene Ontology annotation, molecular function: protein binding; RNA binding. The record is from RefSeq and is a predicted model, not a curated record. The transcript is spliced from 11 exons. The coding region runs from base 35 to 2548 and encodes 837 amino acids. Gene Ontology annotation, biological process: ribosomal small subunit biogenesis. Gene Ontology annotation, cellular component: nucleolus.
GGGCCGGAAGCGGGGCGUCCACGCGUCUGGAAACAUGGCGGCGUCCAGGAACACUGUGGAGGCCGGCCUGGGCGGAUCGCGGGGACGCGUGGUCCGCAUGAAGCGCAGAGGCUGCCGCGGGUCGCGCCGCGGACCUGGCGGCGGUGGGCAGAAGGUCCUGAAGAGGCUCAAGCUAGCGGUGGAAGAGUUCGUGCAGGCGACCUCGGAGGGCGAGGCUCCCGGGAGCUGCGGGGGGCGCGGCGCCCCGGUGCGCUUCCGCCCGGGAGGCAGAAAAAGCCGCAAGGAACUGAGGAAGGAGAAGCGGCACCUGCGGAAAGCGCGCCGGCUGCAGAGGUCGGCCGGCCCCAACCAGGGUCCCGGCCCCGGCGGAGCCGCGGAAGCGACUGGUCCCCGGCGGCACACAGCGGAGCGCGCCCGCCCCGCUCCCAGUCGGGACCCCUCGCCUCCCAAGGAGCCGCGGCCGUCCCGGGCCAGGGCCCAGGCCCAGGCCCCUCCCGGGAAGACCGGACCCUCCGCAGCCGCCACCGCCGCUGCCCGGAAACGGGCGCUUCUAGCGGCCAACGAGGAGGAGGACCGAGAGAUCCGAAAGCUGGAGCGUUGCCUCGGCCUGAACAAGCGCAGGAAGAAGGACGGCGGCAGCUCCAUACCGCUGAGCUUUGCGCGCGACGGGCUCGGCUACAUUCUGGGAGCCCUGGAGUCUGAGAAGAAUAGCGGCUUGUACGACAGCAGUGGUGAGGAGGAGGAGGAGGAGGAGGAGGAGGAGGAAGAUGCCGGACAGACACUCCCCGAAAGUGACUUAGAGAGUGACUCCCAGGACGAAAGUGAGGAGGGCGAGGAAGAGGAGGACACAGAAAAGGAAAAGAAGGCGCUGCAGGCGGAGAGCGAGGACGACGACGAGGAUUUAGAACAGGAACAGGGGGAAGAAAAGGAAAAGGGUGCGCAGGUGAAAAGGAGGGGGAAGAGAGUUCGAUUUGCAGAAGAUGAAGAAAAGAGUGAAAAUUCCUCGGAGAACGGUGACAUAACCGAUCAGCAGGGUCUUUGUGAAAGUGACGAAAAGUAUGUCCCACCUCAUGUGAGGCGAGUUGAGGAAACAGUGGACUUCAAGAAAAAGGAAGAACUAGAAAGGCUAAAGAAACAUGUGAAAGGUCUACUUAACAGGGAGUCAGAACAGUUGCUGGCCAAACCAUUCCCCUUCACUGUUGAUUUUCACGAGAGGAAGGUGCCCUUGUGUCCAGGCUGGGACGCCGUGGCCGGCGGCUCUGGGUUGCCGAGGGUCGGUGCUCACUUUCUGGAGGCAGUGGUGAGGAAGUUUGAUGACGUCUAUAAGCACGGAAGCGAAGGGAAAGAAUGUGGCAACCUGUUCACCAUUAUUGCCCAUUUAUACAACUUCCAUGUGGUGCAGUCUCUCCUCGUCUUUGACAUUUUGAAAAAACUUAUUGGAACUUUCACCGAAAAAGAUAUUGAACUGAUCUUGUUAAUGCUGAAAACUGUGGGCUUUUCGUUGAGAAAAGAUGAUGCUUUAUCGUUGAAGGAACUGAUCACUGAAGCCCAGACCAAAGCCAGCAGCGCAGGCAGCAAGUUUCAGGACCAGACCAGGAUUCGGUUUAUGCUAGAGACGAUGAUGGCCCUGAAGAACAAUGACAUGCGUAAAAUUCCAGGCUAUGAUCCCGAGCCUGUGGAGAAGCUGAGGAAGCUGCAGAGAGCUCUGGUCCGCCAUGCCGGCUCAGGUUCUGAGACUCAGCUUCGCGUCUCCUGGGACAGCGUCUUGAAUGCGGAACAGACAGGUCGCUGGUGGAUUGUGGGGUCUGCCUGGAGCGGGGCCCCGAUGAUUGACAACAGUCAGCAUACGCACCUGCAGAAGCAGCCCGCGGGGACGGUCAGCUCCAAGAUCCUAGAACUCGCCCGGAAGCAGAGGAUGAACACGGACAUCAGGAGAAACAUAUUCUGCACAAUAAUGACAAGUGAAGAUUUUCUGGAUGCUUUUGAAAAGCUUCUAAAGCUUGGACUUAAGGAUCAGCAGGAGAGAGAAAUCAUUCAUGUUCUCAUGGAUUGCUGCCUUCAAGAGAAAACUUACAAUCCCUUCUACGCUUUCUUGGCUAGCAAAUUCUGUGAAUAUGAAAGGAGAUUUCAGAUGACUUUCCAGUUCAGCAUAUGGGACAAAUUUCGGGACUUGGAAAACUUGCCAGCUAUGAAUUUCUCUAAUUUGGUUCAUCUGGUGGCCCACUUGCUGAAGACAAAAUCGCUUUCACUUUCCAUCCUGAAGGUAGUGGAAUUCAGUGAAUUGGACAAACCCAGAGUCCACUUUUUACGAAAAGUGUUAAGUAUCCUGUUAAUGGAAACAGAAGUUGAAGACCUCGGUUUAAUUUUCACAAGAGUGUCGGACAACCCAAAGCUGGGGGUGUUGCGUGAGGGCUUGAAGCUGUUCAUCAGCCACUUCUUGCUAAAGAGCGCACAGGCCCACAGAAGCGCCGAGGAAGCCAACGUGCUGAGAGCGAGAGCUGACCUUGCUACACAGGCUCUGCAAGGAAAAGCUUCCCUGAGAAUGUAGUCAGGCAAGAAAGGAGCGCAGCUGGCCCUUUGACUGUAAACUGUCCUUUGUAAACCCAAAGGCUUAUUCUGUUGACUGCGUGUGAAAGUUUGGUAGAGCUAUGUCAUUGUCUGUUAUUGUAUUAUGUUUUGAGAUAAUUAUUUU